UUCAUCUUUUUCUUAUUUUACACUUGGACGUGUCAAAACUCAGAAGAUCAAAAUAGUGGGUACGCAGAGAAUUCUCUUAGUUGCUCUUCUUCCAGCACUACUAGAGAGGACGAGGAGAUUCAGAGAUUUCUUUUGAUUGAACUUUGAAGAACAUAAGCAACAAGUGGAAAAUAAAAGUCUUAUCCUGCAAGCCAUGAAUAAUCAGAUUGAUGAUUCGAUCAAGAAUCAAGAAGCAGCACUUUUGCGAGUUAUAAAUGUAGCUAGAUUCUUUAAGGGAGAUGAUGUUCCAUGCCAGAUUGAAGAGGGCCUAUUCUUGGGUUCUGUGGGUGCUGCUACUAACAAGGAUGCACUUAAUAGCAAGAAUAUUACACACAUCUUAACUGUAGCUAAUUCAUUGCCUCCCUCUUUUCCAAAUGAUUUUGUAUAUGAAGUCAUUGGAGUCGCGGAUAGAAAUGACACCAAUUUAAGGCAGUACUUCGACAAGUGUUUCAAUUUUAUUGACGAAGCCAAGAGGCAGGGAGGUGGUGUUUUGGUCCAUUGCUUUGUUGGAAGGUCCCGAAGUGUGACUAUUGUUGUUGCUUAUUUGAUGAAAAGGCAUGGAAUGAGACUAUCUGAAGCUUUGGCACAUGUGAAGAGUAAAAGGCCUCAGGCUGGACCUAAUUCUGGUUUCAUCUCACAGCUUCAAGACUUUGAGAAAUCUCUUCAAGCUAGAGAUGGAGUAAAUUGGUCUGGCACAGUUAGCAGAUCAAGCAGUGAUGAUAUCUGUCGCCAAUUUGCAGUUCUUUCUCAUUAUACGUGGGAAAAAACUGUGCUGGUGUUGUGUAUAUAGAUUUAUUGCAUUGUGCCUGUGGACGACGCUGUAGAUGUCAAGAUGUCAAGAGGGUUACAGGGGGUUGUCUUUUUUGUUUCUUAUGUCAAAAGUUGUUGGGCUCGGCUUGACAGCCAUACUUAAUGCUAUUAGGGGUGUUGUUUUUUCUAUUUUUUAUUUCAAAUCUGGAAUGACAAUCAGACUCAAGGCUAUUAGGUUUGGCUUGGCCACCAAACCUAAUGAUGUUGAGUUCGGCAUAGUUGUGAGACUCAUUUUAAAUAAAUAAAUAAAUAAAAAUUAAUUA
Messenger RNA from Populus nigra (black poplar), 1112 nucleotides. RefSeq names its product dual specificity protein phosphatase 1. Gene Ontology annotation, biological process: protein dephosphorylation; negative regulation of MAPK cascade. Bases 194 to 829 code for a protein of 211 amino acids. The transcript has 6 exons. Gene Ontology annotation, molecular function: MAP kinase tyrosine/serine/threonine phosphatase activity; protein tyrosine/threonine phosphatase activity. The record is from RefSeq and is a predicted model, not a curated record. Gene Ontology annotation, cellular component: cytoplasm. Lineage: Eukaryota; Viridiplantae; Streptophyta; Magnoliopsida; Malpighiales; Salicaceae.